AGCUUUUCUGUGACAUUCAUGGCCUCGCGGAAGUCUUCGGGGUAGCAUGCGCCUUGGCGCGUGCCGCUGGCUGGGCGCUCAGAUCCGACGAGCCCCUGGGCGACCGGUGACGGCCAGCGCCUUCACCGGCGCUUCCGCAGCGGGCUCCGAUGCCAUCCGAAGCGCGGGGCUGUGGGAGCUCUUGGAGGCGAAUGGUCACUACUUCAACGCGCAUCGCAUGGCCGCCCUCUUGGCAGAGGUGCUGGAGGAGCCGCGUGGCAAAGCCAGGGGAGAUCCGAGGCUGCAAGCCUACCUGCAGAAGGCCAUCACUUCCUGCCAUUUGUACGAGAACCUGCGGGAGCUGACAGCAAAGGACAUUGCGGCUGCCAUCACUUCCUGUCGAGAGAUUGGGCAUCCCGCGGCAGAAGACCUGUCUGAUGUGCUGGUGGAUACGAUCUCAGAGCAGCUGCCUAGACUCUCGCUGGUCCGGGUGUCGUUCUUCAUCACCAACUUUGCCAAGCAGCAGAUAGAGGACACCCGCUUUUGGAAGUCAGCAGCUCGAGCCGUCGCUGACUCUUCUCAACCACUCACGCCACAGGUGGUGGUCAGCCUGCUGGACGCCUUCCGCAAGAGUGGCUUGCGCUCCGAGCGGCUCUUCCAGGCACUCGGUCGACGUUUGUAUGAAGUGCUAGACAACUUGGAGCCGGGGCACAUCCCACCCAUCGUGGCCACGCUUUGUCGUGUGCCCAUGAAGGAGGAGGACAAGGAGGAAGUAGUUCGCGCUCUUCUCACCCGGUGGCUGCUCAUGUUGCGCAAUGAGAAGGAGAAGUUCACGGGCGCCAUCACCAUUCAGCAGAUCCUCAGCUUGACCGUGUCUCUUGGAUUGACGCCGGACCUCGUGAACACAGCGGUCUUCACCAAAGAUGUGUCCCUCUACAUUGGCAACCGCUUCCAUCUACUCCGUGCGGAUGAGAUCAUCGUGUUUUUGUGGGCCUUCCAAAGAUUGGUGAUCCCUCGAAGCUCCACGGCCUUCCUUUCGCGCGGCCUACACCAGGUGCAUCACCUGUGGAAGCUGCUCACUGCAUCCUCAGAGCUGAGCUUGCAGCGCUUGAUACAACUCUCUGAUGUCCUCAACAGCGUCAGGCAUGAGGGGAAAUCUUCACCUCCAUUCUGGACUCCCGAAUUGGAGGAACUGCAGGAGCUUGCCAUUGAGGACUUGGUCGAGUCUGUGCAGUACUGUCAGUCUGACAGCCUUGCCCAAAUUCUCGAGAUUUGGGCUGGCAGCGAGGCCUUCUGGCAAGAACACAAGGAAUUCGGAGAGGCUAUAGCAAAGCGGAUGGAGGAGUUGCUCUUGGAGGGCGAUGUGAAAGAGAUCAUUCCUACCAUGCAGGCUGCUUUGGCUGCUCCUGGCCUUGUGAAAUCCUUGCCGGAGAGGGCGUUGCAGGUACUAUCAGCUGCACUGCUUAGUCGGAGCUCUGAUGAGUUUGAGCGAGUUCGAGCGGUUCUUUCAGGCAGCUUUUGGGAGGUACUUUGUCCUCCAGGAGCUGGAAGAUCGUCCUCUUCCAGCGAUACUGCAGGGUCUCGGCCGAGAGAGUCACAGGGUCCCUCCGAGUUUCGAGCCUUGCUGGACUCUUGGCGAUAUCCCAGGACCGAGAUGGAUCUUGCCCAAUUCCUCCGAAAGGCAACAGCGCUGUGUGGAGAUGCCGAAGAAGCGCUGCAGGCCCUCGAGGCGGCUGCGCCGUUUGCGGAGAAGCUGGCAGCCAGCGCCACUGCAGAGGUGCUUCAGCACUUGGAGCUUCUUUGCCAGAAGAUCCUGGCAGAAGACUUGCCUGCAUCCAGAUUGGUGUCUGCCCUGCAGGCAUGCGCUGAAGCCGGGCUGCCGUACGCUCCGCUCUGCUCUGCGGCGCUCAGCUUCGGGGAGUCCACGGCGUCUCAGGCGCUGCAGGUCUUGGAGUCCUGCUCCAAGCUGCGGCUGGCCGUGCCCGAGCUGCGACCGUGGUUGAUCAUGCUGCUCCAAAAGGGCCUGGACCGGCAGCUCUCGGCCAAUGGCUUGGCACGACUCCUUGCGGCAGCAGGGCGUUUGUCGUUGCUGGAGGCUGAGGAAGCGGCUGGAGUCUUGCGCAGGCUUGUUACAGUUGCCUCUCCGAUUCGGCCAAUGCAGCCGGACACCAUGGCAGCCCUAUGCGUGGGUUUAACCUUGGCACGGUGGAUGCCUUCCACCGGACACCCAGAUUUCUGGCAGGUGUCAUCUUGGCUGAGCAGCGUAGUGAAUCAACCGCUACGACCAGCACAGACUUCCGCAUUGCGGAACUUUGUGCUGGGGCUCAUGAUUCGCCCAGAGGGCCGCGCGGCUGUGGAGGGUUUGAGACCAGAUCUACAGCGCGGAAUCGCCCAAGCUGCGCAGGGCUUGGCACACCGACGCCCUGUGUCUGACACCACCUUGAAGUUCCGGCACGAGGCAGCAGAAGUCUUGAGGAGAGCUGGCCAGCUCUAUGACCUGGACAUCAGUUUGGGUGUUGGCUUUGUGGAUCUGGCCGUGCCUGGGCAGGACGGCGCGCUGUGGCUGCUGGAUGGCCCCGAGGCGUUCUGCAGACCCUUCCAGAGCGAUGGGGCGAAGACCAAGUUAGAGCUGGUCUCAGCGGAGAAGUUUCGCUCGGAGCUGUUCUUGGCCGUGCUGCAACCGGGAGCGGCACGAGAGAUGGUCGCUCAGCUGCAAGGAGGCAGCAACGAGUGCGUGGUAUGGAGAUGCCGACAGGCCUGCAAAGUUCGGCCCUGAAAAUGCUCAGACGAGAUACCCCUGGAUGGCUGGCCAGGAGGUGCGGCUUGCCCGGCUAGAUUGGUUAGAAUGGGGGCGCCUGCCUUCGCAAGCACGACUCGGUGCACUUGUGAAGCCUCAGCCCCGCAUCAUCGGGAAAAAUAUGGUUCUGAGGCGAGUUCUCACCAGUGCGUCAUACAGCGCAUGGGUCUCCAAAUUGGGGGGAGCCCG
Messenger RNA from Effrenium voratum, 2965 nucleotides. The record is from the annotation of a GenBank genome assembly. NCBI's taxonomy places the organism in Eukaryota, Dinophyceae, Suessiales, Symbiodiniaceae.